Talaromyces stipitatus ATCC 10500 is the source of this 955-nucleotide messenger RNA. Its product is annotated as Mn superoxide dismutase SodB. The transcript has 4 exons. Gene Ontology annotation, molecular function: superoxide dismutase activity; metal ion binding. The record is from RefSeq and is a predicted model, not a curated record. NCBI's taxonomy places the organism in Eukaryota, Fungi, Ascomycota, Eurotiomycetes, Eurotiales, Trichocomaceae. Gene Ontology annotation, biological process: superoxide metabolic process. Gene Ontology annotation, cellular component: mitochondrion. The coding region runs from base 122 to 814 and encodes 230 amino acids.
GAGAUACCUUUAAAUUCCAAACAUCAUCUGUCUGAGUCGAGUAAGUUCUCACCUAUCCCAAUUGAGUUCAUAUUCAAUCGAUAAACACCUGCUAACUUCAUAUAUCAAGUAAACAUUUGCAAUGGCUGCUUCUCUUCUUCGUACUUCUACUGCUCGCUCGGCUAUGCGCGCAGGAGCUUCGGCUUCUCGUGCUGGUCUUGCUGGAACCAGCUUUGUCCGUACCAAAGUCACUCUUCCUGAUCUAUCAUACGACUACGGAGCCCUUGAACCCUCCAUCUCCGGCAAAAUCAUGGAAAUCCACCACAAGGGCCACCACAACGUCUACGUAAACGGCUACAACACCAACAUCGAAAAACUUCAAGAAGCACAAGCCAAAAACGACAUUGCAGCCCAAAUCGCCCUCAAACCACUCAUCAACUUCCACGGUGGUGGUCACCUCAAUCAUUCCCUGUUUUGGGAGAACUUGGCGCCCAAGAGUGCCGGUGGUGGUGAACCUCCCUCUGGUACUUUGGGUAAGGCUAUUGAUGAUACGUACGGUAGUUUUGGGGAGUUUCAGAAUAAAUUCAAUACUGCUCUUGCGGGGAUUCAGGGGAGUGGUUGGACCUGGUUGGUGAAGGAUAAGGAGACGGGCGGUAUUUCUAUCAAGACUUAUGCUAACCAGGACCCUGUCGUCGGUCAAUACGUUCCUCUCCUCGGUGUCGAUGCCUGGGAGCACGCUUACUACCUCCAAUACCAGAACCGCAAGGCCGAGUACUUCAAGGCUAUCUGGGAGGUCCUCAACUGGAAGGCUGCUGAGAAGCGUUUCGGCGCUUAAAUCAGCUAUUUACUAGCGUUGGGUAAUCAGCGCAAGAUAUUGAUAGCUACCUCGUAACUACAGAAGUUGUACAUACAUUGUGAUGUACUCAGUACACGUGUGUUAAGAUAGUUAAUAUAAACGCUUGCUUCAUUUAUAGAU